This is a messenger RNA of Heterotrigona itama, 3609 nucleotides long. NCBI's taxonomy places the organism in Eukaryota, Metazoa, Arthropoda, Insecta, Hymenoptera, Apidae. The record is from the annotation of a GenBank genome assembly.
AUGGAUUUCAACGUUCACGGGAACGUUUACGCGGACGAACAACGCGAUCGAUCGGAAGAAUCGCAGUGGAACACGCAGCCGGACGGCCGCGAGGUGGAAAAAAUCCAGCGUUGGACAAACGAGAGGCAGAAGAAGCAGGGAAUCGGACCGGUAAGAUCGAACGAGUCGGCGAGGGACGACGGUGAGCGGGAUUUUCACCGGAAUCAGCGAUAUCGAAGGCUGCCAGCUAACCACCAGGGAGAAAAUUACGGGGAAAUGUGCGAGCACGGGAGAGGGAGCUCGAGCUACCAGGGAAACUGUCCCGACAGGAACGCGUGCGAUUUCACGGGGCAAAAUAUUUUGGAGCAUAUCGGGCAGUUGGAGCCACGUUGCGAGAAUUACGGAAGAGACGCGAUCGACUGCGACGCAAGUACGUCUAACGAUCCGUGCUUGAACCGCAACAGCGGGAUAAACGUGAGCGUCGUCUCGCGACAGCCACCCUGCCACGAGAAUUUUCACAUAGAGAAACCGACGUACAACGUCUCGUUUAAACAUUGCUACGACAACAACAACUCGAAGCCAGAUCAGAAACGAAGAAAGUCCUUUUCCGCGAACAACGGCAAACCGAGGAGAUCUAGAAAGCAAGAACCGAGCAGGUAUUCCGCAGCUCAGGAACAAAAGGCUUUUAACUUAACGUGCGAACAAACCUUAGUUGGCCAUCCUUCAAACUUCCGUUGCACGUUCGAGAACUGUUGCGGAAACUGCGAGCCGUACGUCGUGCGAAUGCAGAGCAACGACUGCAGCUCGUAUGAAAAAUGGCAGAACGACGGCUCCCCGAAGAACGGUUGCCUCGACGAUUGUUGCUGUCCGCGCGACGUAAAACCAUACUCCUCGAGCGUCAGCGUGCCUCAACAGUCUUGCGUGAUCUACGAGGAGACCGAGGCAAACUGCGAUGAUCGUCACGCGUCUACCAGCAAACACUGCCUGCAACGCGUCCACUUUGCGAAAGCGGAAAGCCGCGCGAAAACCGAUCAUUCCUCGUGCUCGUUCUGCUCGAGGAAGUGUACACCGUCCAAGGCAAGUUUGUUCGUGGAGAUCGGCGAGAGUGUGGCGGACGUGUGCAACCUGACGUCCGCCCGUUGCGACGAGUCGACGGAGGAAUUGUUGAAAGGCGACGCCUCGAGGAAGGAAUCCAGAACUGCGAGAGGGAGCAAGUUCGAAUCGUCGAGAGGUCGUAGCGGAUCGAAGAGGAACGAACCGACGAGGUGUAGUUCCAGUUGCAAAGGUCAGCCAGAUGCCGUGGGACGCGCCUACUCGAACAGCAUGGACGUGCAGCUCGAUGAUUACACCGUCGAGCAGAUGCUCGAGGAACCGUACUGCCCUGAGCUGUUGGCGCAAUCCAACGUUAGCUUUCAUGAACUUCGGGAUUCCAGAGCGCAGACGGAGGAUGACAUGUACGUAAAGAGAAAGACGACAGGUUGCAGCCAACAGUGCGAAACGAACGAGCAUUCGUUGUUGAACGACUUUCGAAGACAGUUGCAAGAUACGUACAAAAAUUUCGUGCGAAUGGCGACGACGAGCAUCGGCCAGAUCGUGAAACAGUCGUCGAAGUUGAAACGCUCGAAGAAAAACGUGAGGGAUCGUUCCACGUGCGGGACGUGCACAAAAGAUUGCGAGGAAACUGCGCGACCCGAUCAAUGCGAUCAAUCGGAAACACACAAUGAAUGCAUGUACGAGGCAACGUGUUGGCGAGAAAUAAUGAACCACGAGUCGAACAACUGCGACACGCAUUGUUGCGGAAACGUUUGUUGCGACAACGACGCUGGAUUGCCUGACUGUCAAAUGUGUCGAAAUGAUUGCUGGAAACGUACUCGCAACGCGGCUGAAGAACAGAUUCAAUCGGGGAGGAAGUGGCACUUUUAUGAAAAUCCUUGCAACAAAACACCGCUUGAAGAACUGUGGUAUCCAACGUACGACACUGCUCGCAAAAAGGGUGGCGGUGACAUCUCCCCUCAGAAAAGGAAACAGCCGAAUUCGAGCAAACGCGAAGGACAAUCAGGCGCACAUGGCAAUCGUGAAAAUUCCAACUCGGCGAGUCAAAUAGUUAAACAGCAACAGAAAAACUCGUCGACGCCCCAAGACCAGCAGACGGAAAGAUCCACCGUAUCUAUAGACGUGAGCGUUCAAACCGGUUCCAUUCGCGCGGUCGUCAAUCCUGCGAAUGGCCCUUACGUCGCGGAGAGUACGGCAUUUCGAAAGAAAGUGAAAACUGUGAAACAAGGGGUGGAAAACGAUGGAAAAAGUAGGCCUGCCAAGGAAGAACCAAAGACAUCGAAAAAACAGAUCGCCUCGCCGAAAAAGAAACCUCCGUCAAAUCCAAAGUAUAAUUCUUCGAAAUCUCCAAAGCCCGAAAUGAGUCUUAGAACAGGGACAAAUAAUCCCAACAUGAGGGACGAAAGAAUGGAUCCAGAGUCGCCACUGUCGGGCAAAGCUGUUCAAUGUAUGCUCCUUAAAGAAGUUCGUAUAAUAUGUACAUCGGUAAAGGACAUACCUAGUCAAGUAGUUGACAUGUGUACGUGCGUCCCGAAGAAAGAUACGAUAUCUCCAGGUGAAGCUGAGGAUGUAUCUGAAGCGAUCGUAGAGUCGAUCGAAGAACCUGCAGAAAGAGAUGUUGCGGCACCUGUGACUGAAGAUACUGUAGAAGAAUCUAUACCAGAAACAUCUGAGAAGGAUGAAGAAACGACGGCAGAAGAAACAGCUACAGAAGAAGUACCUAUAGAAGAAGCACCUACAGAAGAAAUACCUAUAGAAGAAGCACCUAUGGAAGAAAUACCUACGCAAGAAGCACCCAUAGAAGAAAUCUCUGUCGAAGAAGCACCUAUGGAAGAAGCAUUACCUGAAGUGACAGUCAGUGAAGUACCCGAAACUACCGAACCAGAUGAUUCCGCAGUGGGCGUGCCAGAACCCAUCGUAGAAGAAGAAGAAGAAGAAGAAGAAGCGCCACCAUCGACCAUAACGGCAAUCCCGGAUCUUGACGAAGUAGAUCCCACAGCACCGAUCGAGUUAUCGAGAGAAUUUGAUGGCAAGAGAACGAACGUGAGCGUGCAAAUGCAAACGUCGAACACGAUCCUCACGCAGAUCUUGUCCGAGUUUCAAGUAGGGAACAAAAAGCGUCAGAUACUGAUGAGCAUUAGAGUGCACUCGAACCUGGAAGGAUGCGACGCGGAUGAACAACCAAGCAAUAACCCAUCGAGUUCGAACGAAUGUCUUGCUUCCGUCGUAACCAAUCAACCGACGAAUACCGCUGAAUAUUCAUCGGGCGUGGUUACACCGGAGGCAGGUUUGGAAAUUAAUGGUCCGGCAGAACGGAACGAUGAAAUUGAAUAUUCUGUACAGGUGACAUCACCGAGGAGGCAACCUUCCACGCGUGACGGCUACGAUCAUCGGAGACGAAUGAGACGACCUCCCGAGAGUGCAUACACGCAUCGUCGAGCGUUGACAGCCAGAGAUGUUCACGAUUCAUCGAUGAAUCCCACGUUCAUCAGCCGCGCCAGCUAUCAGAGAGUACAAAGAACGUAUCUCCGUCGGUUGUACGACACUUUCAUCUACACGAGCGACGGUGUUUAUUAA